Rhipicephalus sanguineus (brown dog tick) is the source of this 1607-nucleotide messenger RNA. RefSeq names its product gastric triacylglycerol lipase. Gene Ontology annotation, biological process: lipid metabolic process. The record is from RefSeq and is a predicted model, not a curated record. The transcript has 9 exons. Bases 325 to 1578 code for a protein of 417 amino acids. NCBI's taxonomy places the organism in Eukaryota, Metazoa, Arthropoda, Arachnida, Ixodida, Ixodidae. Gene Ontology annotation, molecular function: hydrolase activity, acting on ester bonds.
ACGCGCAGGUUUCUUCAGACUUUUGCAAGCAAGAUGGAAACGCGCCGGAAGUUUUAGCUGAGCUUCACGAUACCGCAUAUGCAGGCAUGCAUAUUCGCAGCUGUCUUUCAAGUCUUACACGCACAGCUCGCGAAGAUGUUUGCAGCAAUUUACUGAUAUUCGUUAACUGGUUUGUUUAUGUCAAGGGUUCAUAAGGGUCCACUUUGAAUUAACGUGCCUCCUCGUCAAAUUCUUCGUUCCUGAAGUGCGAUCCUACUCGCUGCUCCACAGCCUAUAACUGAGCAACCAGAGUACUGCUGUUCACGAAUUAGAUAAUAUUUCAGAAUGUUCAACAUAAGUGCUCUGAAGCUCUUGUUGCUGUAUCUAGCCGUCAUCGUAAUCACGGGAAGCUUGAUCUCUCUGCCUGACGAGGACGCCAAGAGAAGCACGGCAGAGCUUAUAGCCAGCAAGGGCUACCCCGUGGUGGAGUACGCUGUAAUAACCAAGGACCACUACAUCAUCACGAUGCAAAGGAUACCAGCUGGACGGGAAGGCGUCCAGCAAUGGCCGAAAGGUGGAAAGCCAGUGGCCUUCCUGAUGACCGGUCUCGAAUGCAGUAGCGCGGACUUCGUGGUAAACCUGCCACAUCAGAGCCUUGGUUUUAUCUUAGCUGAUCACGGCUUCGACGUGUGGCUGGGUAACGUCAGGGGCACCCAGUACUCAAGUCACGAAUGGUUGAGCAAAGAAAACAAAGAUUUUUGGGAUUUCAGCAUUGACGAAAUGGCCGCAUACGACCUGCCAGCACAAUUAGACUGGGUCCUUACAACGACUCAGCAGUCCUCCCUGCAAUACGUAGGGUGGUCCCAGGGAUGUGGUAUCUUGUUUGCCUUGCUCGCUGAAAGACCAGAGUACAACAAGAAGAUUCAACUUUUCCACGCCAUGGCGCCAGCAGUAUUUUUGGGUCACAUGACAUCACCGAUGAAGCGUCUGGAGCCGAUAUCGAAACCAAUAUAUGAAGUCGGUGAAUUUGUUCUCGGGGGAUCUUUGCUGGGAAAGCAUCUUAAUUUCAUCCAAGUAAUGAAACAACUCUCGUGCAACCCAGUUAUACCGAGCAUUUCCUGCACGGCGGCUUUCCUUUUCGUCAACAGAGGCUACCCUAUUGACAUAAACAUGACGAGGCUGCCUGUGUACAUGGGCAAUACCCCAUCGGGAACAUCGAUGCGAAAUCUGCUUCAUUACGCUCAGCUCACGAAGUCAAAGAGGUUUCAAAAAUUUGACUGGGGAGCGAAAAAGAACUGGCAAGUGUACAAGAAGCUACUGCCACCGAAGUACAACUUGAAAAAGGUCACAGCGCCAGUGGCCAUCUACUGGGGCGACGGAGAUGUGUUCGUCACCCCUCGUGACGUAGCUCGGCUCGCGAGAAUCCUGCCCAAUGUUGUGCUCAAUUACAAGGUGCCCUUGCACGGAUUUACACACUUCGACGUCACGUGGAGUAUUACAGCCUGGAAGCACCUCUACAAAAAGAUUUUGGAAAUGAUGAUAAAGUACACUCAUUUGACGCUUCCCGGGCACUCUGUGGCCGAAAAAUCGAACGGGUGAAAUAAAAAAAAAAACGCUAUGCACUUACA